CGGCUCUCACUUGACCGGUUAGUUUAUAUUAAAUCAUGACAACGUUAGCGCUCCUUGACUUUUGCACAAGUGAUUCUUCUUGCUCCUCCCUAGAACCGCCCCUGAUCUCCAUUUCAUAAAAUUGCAUAUCAGUUCAAUGGAAAACCAGAAAGUGAGUCAAAAUCUUGUUUCUUCCAUGUUAAAAAAGUUUUUAAUUUGUUUGUGUUUUAAUAUUCUAUGUUUACCAGUAUAAUGUUGGGGCGUUUUUCGCCUAGCUCCAAAGCGUGCAGCCAACGGCAGGUGUCGUUCCUGAAGCCGGCAGCGGACACUGCCCUCGACAGGAAGGCUUCAAUUGUGGACGAGACCACCGGCAUUACCAGAACACAGAUGAAAGAAUUCCGCGAGGCAUUCCGUCUGUUCGACAAGGAUGGAGAUGGGACAAUCACUAAAGAGGAGUUGGGUCGCGUGAUGCGCAGCCUGGGCCAGUUCGCGCGAGUGGAGGAACUGCAGGACAUGUUGCAAGAAGUGGAUAGCGAUGGUGAUGGAAACGUCAGUUUCGAGGAGUUCGUGAGCAUCCUAUCUAAGUCUAUGUCGGGCGUCGGCGGCGGCACCAGCUCGGCGGAGCAGGAGGAGCGCGAGCUGAGGGACGCAUUCAGAGUAUUCGACAAACAUAACAGGGGUUACAUAUGCGCGUCAGACCUGAGGGCGGUGCUGCAAUGUCUCGGGGAAGACCUGUCUGAAGAAGAGAUUGAAGACAUGAUAAAAGAAGUGGACUCAGAUGGCGAUGGAAGGAUUGAUUUCUUAGAAUUUGUAAGAGCUUUGGGAGAGCCUGAAGACGCGUGUGACGACGAAGACGACGAGGAUGCAACUGAAGGCACAGAGAUACCACUCCCACGGCCGGUAGCCGCUAACUAAAAACGUAGAUGAGCUUUAUCUGCUAUUACAAAUAACGUUGGCUUUUGUUUGCAGUGGUCAAAGUAACACUGUGAUGGUCAAAUAAGCAGCGUAGUGUGGAGUUAUCUAGACGUGGGCGACAACGCAACAUUGACGCCUUUUUCUUUCAGUACCUAUGUUCCCAAAAUCGAUUCCGUGAUAAAUUCUAUUAUAUUUUAUAUAGAUAAAUUAUUUGACUAGGAAAAACGUUUGAAAAAUCCACUUACAAGAUGUUUAUCACUAUAGCAUUGUGGAUCCGAACUGAUAAAAUUGAUAAUACCUGUCUGAGAAACUCAGAACCUUUAAAGAUCUCGCAAGGCAUCUUUAGUGACGAGGAUCAACCUCACUUGGCUACGCGAGUGGUUGAAACCAAGCAGAUUAAUGUCAAUGGUUGUAGGCCGGUGGUAUUCCUGUGAAUCUUAAUUGCGAUCCAAAAGUCGUUGCUAAAGAGAGACACAACUAUACAAAUAUAUAGCGUCAUCCCGCUUCGACAACUACAUUUGAAUCACGUUAAGCCGCGGACCCACCGCAGCGAAUGCUGUGUGUUCAUUUGUUUGAAAACGUUGGUCAACGUUUUCACUGCAGCACACAUUAUACACGAAUAUUAAUACAGGUAUAUCGCAGUACAGUUUUGAAUGAUAUUUCUUGUGGAACUACCUACCACCUGGUCCCGUUUCCGUGUAUCGAAUCGCCAGCGCUGAGUUAUUCGCUGAGCUGCAUGCAUAUUCGCGCACGAUACGCGUAUCAAUUUGAUGUGUAACACAAGUCCACGGUCUGAAUGCUUGAAUGUGAGAAAUAAUUAAAACCUCGCGCCCUUCGCAGCUAUACUAUAGUCGAUUCACCAUAGACAAAUAAUAAUUUUAAAAUGGCGACAGAAUUUUUAUAAUCGAUAAUCAAAAGUUAACUGCUAUUGUUUUAACUGGGACUUAAUUGCAACAUUAGACACAUCUCAAACAGCUCGAAGGACCAUAUUACCUUGGGUUGCGUUAGUAGAAAUUUAAAUUGGCUAAAGGUUAUGCCAAGGAUAAUUACUAAUGGGGUUAAUAUGACAGUUCAGUGAUAUUAAUAAUUUUCUAAAAAUUUACAUAAUUUUUACUUUUCAAAUGCGAAUAUUAUUACUAAUAUCCAAUUAAUAAACAUAUAGCUUUUGGUGGUUUAAAAACACGGGUUUAGACUAGACUUAUUUAUAUAUAGUAGAAAAAGUUUUAAUAUGCGAAUAAUACAGACAUAAAUUUCGAUAUACUUUUACUAAAGCUUCAGUCUUGUAUUUAGAUGCAAAAUUAAAUAAAUUUCAUAAAGCUUUUAGCUUCAUGUAUUUGUGACUAAGAUUAAAAUAUUGUAUCUUUAUAAAUGGAGUGAGACAAUGCAACGUAUUAAAUGCUAAUUUAUUGUAAUGCUACAUUAAUAAAUGUAAAUAAUUAAGAUGCCUAAUUUUUAAGUAAUAGACUAUUAUUUCUGGAAACAAAAUGUUUUUUAAGUACAGUCACUAGUGGCGUAACUACAGGGUGGCAAGUCGGCAAAAUGCCACGGGCCCCCAGCUGGAAGGGGCCCCCGGUCAGAAGACUCCUUACACCCGACAUUUAUUAUUACGCAAUUAGUAAAAAAAAUGAAUAUCCAAUGUUUUUGCCACGGGCCUCAAACGGUAUAGUUACGCCACUGACAGUCAUAUAUAAAUAAUAUGAACAUAUCUUUAAUGAUUACACUUUCGGUAUUGGUUAACAUUACUGUAAAAAUUAUAAGGAAAACUGAAACUAUACAUGUCGAUAUUGUUUAAGUAAUUUUCACAAUUGUGACUGUACAAGCCAGUACAAUCUAACGUUUAACUGUCAUUUUACCUAAGGCUACGUACGCAGUGGCGACUUUUUGUAAACAUGAGUCCUUUGUCGCCUGUCGCCGUGCUUGAGAAUCAUGUGAAAACUAAGCAGCUUCGAUACUUAUGAUGAUAUCAGAAUUAAAAACUCACGAAAACAUCAGUGCGUGAUUUUUGUCAUCGUGAUUCAUUAUUGCGAUAGAUUAGUUUUAAGAAUUUUUAUCCUAUUAGCAGGCAGUUUCGGGCUUCUGCAAUCUUUCAACACAUAUCUAUUACAGAGAAUUUGUAACUCAAUUUUUUAUAUCUAAUUAUUCAUUAUAAUAACUUCCGCUAUUUUUAAUGGAGCAUGAUUAGUUCAUAUUUUUAUCUCGAUGUUGUAAAACAGACCAAUAUACAAAAUAAAUUUUAAUCAAUUCAU
Messenger RNA from Diatraea saccharalis (sugarcane borer), 3140 nucleotides. Lineage: Eukaryota; Metazoa; Arthropoda; Insecta; Lepidoptera; Crambidae. The record is from the annotation of a GenBank genome assembly.